UGCACAUUUUGUUGGUUGAAGUUUCGGAGUAAUCGGUUUUUCAGAGUGGAAAAAACUGUGUUAUCAUGGGACUGUUUUCACGACUGAAGAAAGCCUGCAAAGUGGAGCGUGUAGACGCACCCCAAACCUGUGUGCUGCUCAAAUACACGACCAUCACGGCGGAAAACCACGGGCAUCCUCACCCUCUUGAUGAGACGCCUGGUGGUGCUGAUGAGAUCGUUGAUAGGGAAAGGGAGGCAGGGAGACGAGAGAGAAUUAAGAAGAGGUUUUGUAGAGCUUUUCUUAAUCUCUUUCGCCUAAGAACUGGAAAAUACGACCUGGCUAAGUCUGAGAAAGUGUACCGAAGUGAGGCGGGGUCGUAUCGGGGACUUACCGAUGGUAAAAUCACAUAUGAUGAUAGAGAUCAGACUUCUCUACAACACAUCCCUGUUGUAGAGAUCCAUGAUCAUCAAGAAGCUCAUGCUUCUGAGGUCCUCCCAGCUUUAGAGAAACACCUGGAGCAGGAUGUUCCUAAACCUCAGGGUGUCCCUCAAUCUCAGGACGUCCCUCAACCUCAGGGUGUCCCUCAAUCUCAGGACGUCCCUCAACCUCAGGGUGUCCCUCAAUCUCAGGACAUCCCUCAACCUCAGGAAAUCCACACUCCAGUCGGUUUGACUGAAGAGGACAUAGUGGAAGCGCUGGUCAAGGAUCAGUCAUCUCCACAGCACAUUAUAGACAUCUGUGAUCUUCAUGAAGCUCCAGUCUCUGAAGUCCUCAUCGCUGAGGAUCAGAUGGAGCAGGACGUCCUCCAACAUCAGGACGUCGAUGCUCCAGUAAGUUCUGCUGAAGAUGACAAAGCAGAACUGGUCAAGGACCAGAUUUCUCUACAGCAAAUUGUAGAGAUUCAUGAUCAUGGAGAAGCUCCAGUCUCUGAAGUCCUCCCUGCUGCUGAGGAUCAGCUUGAGCAGGGCGUCCUCCAACAUCAGGACAUCGAUGCUCCAGUAAAUUCUGCUGAAGAUGACAAAGCAGAACUGGUCAAGGACCAGUCUUCUCUACAACAAAUUGUAGAGAUUCAUGAUCAUGGAGAAGCUCCAGUCUCUGAAGUCCUCCCUGCUGCUGAGGAGGGCGUCCUCCAACCUCAGGACGUCCACACUCCAGCUAGCUCCUCUGAAGAUGAUGAAGCAGAGGAGCCGGAGAACAACCACAUUUUCUGGCGAUAUGAAUUUGGCUCCAAGCUGGGUGAAGGAAGCAACAGCCACAUACAUGCAGGGACUCGCUGCAAGGAUGGCCUUAAGGUGGCUGUGAAAAUUGCUGAAAAGACUCCAAAUAUGCCAUAUUUAAGAGUUCCUGGUCAUCCCAAACACCUUCCCAUGGAGAUCGGCCUGACACUCAUGGCUAAUAAGGGCCCCCGUGUUCCACAGAUAAUUAAGCUGCUGGACUGGCAGGAUGACCCGGACCACUAUGUCAUGGUCUUUGAGCGGCCCGUGCCAAGCAUGAGCAUGUUUAGUUUUGUGAAGCUCCAACGAAGGCUCAAUGAAGAGAUGGCACGAAAUGUUAUGUCUCAGGUCAUUCAUGCCUCUAAGAUUUGCUGCGAGCGUGGAGUCUUCCAUCGAGAUAUAAAACUGGAGAACCUCAUAGUGAACCCCGACACGUUGGAGGUCAAGUUGAUCGACUUCGGGUGCGGCACGCUCAUGAAGGAUUCUGCCUACGUGGCCUUCAAUGGCACAGAAAUUUUCUGUCCACCGGAGUUUGAUGUCGACGGAAGGUACCAUGCAAAGCCGGCGACAGUUUGGUCAUUAGGGAUCCUGCUGUUUGUGAUGGUGUGCGGGUAUUUUCCAGAAGACAAAGACCUGCACAUGAUCAGUAAGAACGUUCAGUCCAACCCUGACCUGUCAAAAGAGUGCUGCCAGAUGAUUUGCUCUUGCCUGCAGCAUGAUCCACAGCAGAGACUUAUUCUGGAGGAGAUGCUGCUUCAUGACUGGUUUAUGGUACUAAGAGUCUAAGAUUUGCUAAAUGUUUUUCUUCUCUUCUUCUUCUUCUUCAUACAAUCAUUUUAAACAUUUAAAAGUCAAGUUUGCUCUAAAUGUAAUGUAUUUUGAUUAAUAACACUGAUUUAUGUUUCAGGUUCUGUAAGACAUGGGAAACAACCAAAAACGACUCCCUGUCAGGACCACUGUGUUGUUUUCUGUCUCCAGUCAGCUUUGUGUCCAGCAGACUGACAUGAGUGGCCUUUCCAUCCCUUGAAGCAGCAUUAUUUAUAUUUAUCAUUUGUUUUAGUUAUUUGUAUUGAGUAUUAAGAAUCAUUUUUAUGAGAAAAAAGUAUUAAAAUAUUAAGUAUAAAUAAUACAUUUGUCUUAAGAUAUUGUCACGGUUGGUAAAACCGUCGUCUCUGUUGAUCACUAUGUGCGUGGAGUUUUUGUUGUGUCUCUCGUCUGCACUGAUCCUUUCAAACGGGCGUCUCUGUUCAUCAGCCUCAGCUGCCACUCAUUAUCUGCUCCCUAUUUAUUGCCCUGUCUUUCGGUUUGUUUGACAGAUUGUUGUUUGAAGCUCCCUGUUACAUGCCUG
Molecule: messenger RNA, 2544 nt
Organism: Carassius auratus (goldfish)
Lineage: Eukaryota; Metazoa; Chordata; Actinopteri; Cypriniformes; Cyprinidae
Product: aurora kinase A-like
Exons: 10
Coding region: 66-1982 (638 amino acids)
Biological process (GO): protein autophosphorylation; negative regulation of apoptotic process; regulation of mitotic cell cycle
Cellular component (GO): cytoplasm
Molecular function (GO): protein serine/threonine kinase activity; ATP binding
Source: RefSeq, a predicted model, not a curated record